ACGUGGGGAAGAGAGAAAAGCAGAGAAAGAGAGAAUGAGGAAAAAGAAGAAGAAAGGAAAAUUUGGGGGGAUGGGCAGGCAAAGGCAAGGGGGAAGAAGAGAGAGAAAGGAAGAGGGUCCUCGUUCUGCCACGUGGCGAGUACUAAGUGGUCGAGUUGCUUUGGGCUUCAACAACUUACGGCAACAACAACAACAUCGACACCAGCACCAAAACACACACGCACACACUCUCUCUCUCUCUCUCUCUCUCUCUCUAUCUGCUGCCAUGUCAGAGCGUAACCCCGUCCUAUGACCCCGGCGAAUCCGUAUUUGUAUGCUUCUCUCUCUAAAAUAAAAAGGCUCUCUCUUUCUCUCUACCUCUCUCUAUUUAUUCGUUUGUCUCCUAUUCGCUUUCUCUCUCUCUCUCUUUCUCGUAUCUCUCAUCUAUUUUCCAAGUUUCCAUACCCUAAUCUCUUUCCCUCUUCCUCUCUCAAUCUGAGGCUUUCUUUCACUAUAUUGCUCAUUGAUCCGUUUAUAUGAUUGCAGGAACAGAGCGUUUAGGCCUUGCAGCAGAAUGCUGUCUAGAAGCUCUGACAUGUCAAUCUUAUUGUGGACUCAUGAUAUACUUCUGUAGCUUUUAACAACCAAUGUAAGGCCCAGGUUGAAAGAUGAAGGAAAACGGUUCAUCAACUAGUAAAAUGAUUAACAGAAACUGGGUCUUGAAGCGCAAACGGAGAAAGCUCCCUUGUGGACCAGUUCUAUCCAAUGGUAAAGAAGAAGAUAGUUCUGUGGUAUCAGAAUCCCCAAUGAACACUUCUUCAGCUAAACGCAGGCUGAAGAGUGAAAUUAAUUCUGAGCGAUGUUCAUCCAAGAAGAAAGGAAAUGAUGGAUAUUACUUUGAAUGCGUGGUCUGUGAUCUUGGCGGCAACUUGUUGUGUUGUGAUAGUUGUCCGCAGACAUAUCAUCUCCAGUGCCUUAAUCCACCGCUUAAGCGUAUUCCAAUGGGUAAGUGGCAAUGUCCAAACUGCUGUCAGAAAAUUGAUCCAUUAAAGCCCAUAAGCCAACUUGAUAGCAUUUCAAAAAGAGCAAGAACAAAGAUAGUCACUGGAAAAUCGAAAACUGGAAUUCAGUCAUCAGACAUGGAAAAAGUCUCUCGGAUUUUUGGAAGCUCUAUUAUUGCAAAGAAAAGGUCCUCCAGCAAAGGAAAAUCUGUCAAACUCCUUGAAAAGAAGCCUGUCUCUUCCCAAAUAGAUGUAUUGUGUAGUACCAAGCCAAGUCAUCGAUCCCUUGCUUUGCUAGAGGGUAGUUCAUCAUCUGUGAAUGUUGAUGAUGAGAAAAAAUACAAUUUGUCGCAAAUGGAGCCCCCUGUAGACAGGAAGUCAGCCUCUCCUGCUAAGGAAAUUUCAUCCAAUUCUAAAGUUACAAAUUCAGAGGCAACUGAUGAAGCUCCUAAGGGGAACGCUGAUUUGUCUAGUAACGAUGUAUCUCCAGGAAAAACACUUGUUCUUGCUAUCAGUGCUGCCACGAUGAAGCAUAGAAAAAGAAAGCAGAAAGUCAAUGAUGAUAACAGUGAAAAGAAGCGUAGAACUGAUAAGAGAAAAUUUAGAGUUAGUACUUCUAAGAAACGUGGAUCUAAAGCAAAUACUUCAAGCCCUGGAAAUAGUAAAUCGCAUCAGAAGCACAAGUCGAUUAACAAUGGUGUUUCCACAGCAUUGUCAAGGGAAGAUCUUGGAACAAAGAUUUUAGAUGUGCAUAGCAAAAAUGAGAAACUUCCUCAGGAAGCAACAAACCUAUCACAAGAGUUAAAUAAAACUGGUCAUGUGGAUGAAACAGAAAUCUGUGUAGAACGUGUCCCUGCUGAACCUCUGCAGGUUGAUCGGGUUCUGGGAUGUCGAGUUCAAGGUGAUUACUCGGGAUCUUCAUGUCACUUAUCUGCGACCAUUGCUGAUGACCUACCCUCUGAUGACUUACUAAUUUCAGAAAAUCAAUACAGAUUAUCAGAGGAAAAUUCUGCUUGUGAUACUGAUUUAGAUGUAGCAGCUGCUGAAAAUCUUACUGAGGGUUGUCAGAAUAUUGUCAAGAGUUUUGAUAGGGAAGAAAGCCUGAAGAAUGAAUUGAAAGUGGAUAAGAUACAUGUAUACAGAAGAUCUGCAACCAGAGAAUGUAAAAAGGGAAACACCAUUGAGUUUUUACAUAAAGGCAUCAAGGAUUCAGAUUCUAGUACCAUAAAUGGCAAAGGUCAAGAUGAAUCUGCUGUAAGUACAGAAGAUUUGGAAAAAGCAAAUGAAAAGUUGGUUACAGAGGAGAAUACUGAUGUUAGUUUGGGAGAUCAUGAUAACGAUGAAGUUCCAAAAAAUUGGGAAACAGAUGUCUCUAAUGAAGCCAAAGGCGACAAAGAAGUGGAUUUAGAAAUGGGAAUGAGAAGCUCUUCAGAAAACAAAAUUCAGGAGCCCACCCUGGCUGAACCUGCAUGUGCUGACGGGGAGAGGGUAUCUUAUGAGUUUUUGGUUAAGUGGGUAGGGAAGUCUAAUAUUCAUAAUAGUUGGAUUUCUGAAUCUGAGCUAAAAGUUCUGGCAAAGAGAAAACUAGAAAAUUACAAGGCAAAAUAUGGGACAGCUUUAAUAAAUAUCUGUGAGGAACGGUGGAAGCAGCCUCAGCGGGUGAUUGCUCUCCGUAAUUUCGAAGAUGGUAGAGGUGACGCUUUUAUAAAAUGGACUGGUCUUCCUUAUGAUGAAUGCACUUGGGAAAGAUUAGAUGAACCUGUUCUUCAAAAAUCUUUGCAGCUGAUUGAUCUAUUUAAUCAAUUUGAACACCAAACAUUGGAAAAAGAUUCUUCUAAGGAAGCUUCACCAAGGGGGAAGGGUGAUUGUCGGCAAAAUGAGAUAGUUACUCUAACAGAGCAACCCAAGGAACUAAAAGGAGGUUCAUUAUUUCCCCAUCAGCUUGAAGCACUCAAUUGGUUGCGUAAAUGCUGGCAUAAGUCCAAAAAUGUGAUACUUGCUGAUGAAAUGGGGCUUGGAAAAACAGUAUCUGCUUGUGCUUUUAUUUCAUCACUGUAUAUUGAGUUUAAAGCUACUCUGCCUUGUUUGGUAUUGGUUCCACUUUCCACAAUGCCUAACUGGCUUGCUGAGUUUUCAUUAUGGGCUCCACACUUAAAUGUUGUGGAGUAUCAUGGGUGUGCAAAAGCAAGAGGCAUCAUUCGCCAGUAUGAGUGGCAUGCUAGUGAUCCAAGUGAGUUGAAUAAGAAAACUGCUGCCUAUAAAUUUAAUGUUCUUCUAACUACAUAUGAAAUGGUUCUUGCUGAUUCCUCUCAUUUGCGUGGAGUUCCUUGGGAAGUUCUUGUGGUUGAUGAGGGCCACCGUCUGAAGAAUUCUGGGAGUAAGCUUUUCAGCUUGCUCAAUACAUUCUCCUUUCAACAUCGUGUACUGUUGACUGGUACGCCUCUUCAAAACAAUAUCGGUGAGAUGUAUAACUUGCUUAACUUCUUGCAGCCAGCUUCAUUUCCUUCUCUAUCUUCAUUUGAAGAGAAUUUUAAUGAUCUUACAACUGCGGAAAAAGUUGAUGAAUUGAAGAAACUUGUUGCUCCACAUAUGCUUCGAAGACUUAAAAAGGAUGCAAUGCAAAAUAUUCCCCCUAAGACUGAACGAAUGGUUCCCGUUGAGUUGUCGUCCAUCCAAGCUGAAUACUAUCGUGCAAUGCUGACAAAGAACUAUCAGAUAUUGCGGAAUAUUGGGAAAGGGGUUGCCCAGCAAUCAAUGCUAAAUAUUGUGAUGCAGUUAAGAAAAGUUUGCAAUCAUCCAUAUCUCAUACCCGGUACUGAACCUGAUUCUGGAUCGGUUGAAUUCCUUCAUGAAAUGCGGAUAAAAGCCUCAGCCAAGUUGACUUUGUUGCAUUCUAUGCUUAAGAUUCUAUAUAAGGAAGGUCAUCGAGUCCUUCUUUUCUCACAGAUGACCAAGCUUCUUGAUAUCCUUGAAGACUAUCUAACUAUAGAAUUUGGACCUAAAACAUAUGAGAGAGUCGAUGGCUCUGUUGCAGUGGCUGAUCGUCAAACAGCAAUUGCACGCUUUAAUCAAGAUAAAAGUCGGUUUGUCUUCUUGUUAUCAACACGCUCUUGUGGCCUUGGGAUCAAUUUGGCAACUGCUGACACUGUCAUUAUUUAUGAUUCUGACUUCAACCCGCAUGCUGAUAUCCAAGCUAUGAAUCGUGCACAUCGAAUUGGACAGUCAAAAAGACUUUUGGUAUACCGACUUGUGGUACGUGCUAGCGUUGAAGAGCGCAUCUUGCAGCUUGCAAAGAAGAAGCUGAUGCUUGAUCAGCUUUUUGUGAAUAAGUCUGGAUCUCAGAAAGAAGUCGAAGAUAUUCUGAAAUGGGGAACAGAAGAACUUUUUAUUGAUUCUCCCAGUACAAAUGGGAAAAAUGCAGGGGAAAAUAAUAAUAAUAAAGAUGAGAGAGUAUUAGAUGUGGAUAAUAAGCAUAGGAAGAGGGCUGGUAGUCUUGGGGAUGUGUACAAGGACAAAUGUACAGAUAGCAGCAGUGGGAUUGUGUGGGAUGAAAAUGCUAUUCUGAAAUUGCUUGACCGUUCAAACCUUCAGUCUGGAUCAACCGAUAAUGCUGAAGUGGAUUUGGAGAGUGAUAUGCUUGGCUCCGUGAAGGCGCUUGAAUGGAAUGAUGAACCAACAGAAGAACAAGGGGGUGCUGAAUCUCCUGCUGUCGUUACUGAUGAUAACUGUGCACAAAAUUCAGAAAGGAAAGAGGAUAAUGUGGCAACUGGUACAGAAGAAAAUGAAUGGGAUAGACUUUUGCGUGUGAGGUGGGAGAAAUACCAAGUGGAGGAGGAAGCAGCUCUUGGUCGAGGGAAGCGGCAGCGAAAAGCUGUUUCUUACAGGGAAGCUUAUGCUCCACACCCAUGUGAAACAUUGAGUGAGAGUGGUGGUGAAGAGGAACGAGAGCCGGAACCGGAGCCCGAGCGGGAGUAUACACCAGCAGGACGUGCUCUAAAAGCAAAGUUUGCUAGACUUCGUGCUAGACAAAAAGAACGGCUUGCUCAAAGGAAUGCAGUUGAAGAACCUCGUCCUGUUGAGGGGCUGGCUGGGCCUGAUUCACUCCCUCAUUGUCCUUCCAUCAAUCCCAAAGAAGGGGAUGUGACUGAAUUACACAAAGCUAUAAGAGAGGAGAUUUCAGUAAUUGACUUGGAGGAUGGCAAAUUUGUUCAGCGAGAAGAUGCUUCAAAGGGCAAGACUGACUCACCUUUAAGGCUGGGCAGAAUAUCAACGUACAAAAUGAGCAGUCAUCUGGAUUUUCCUGUUAAUCCACAUGGCCACCCCUCUCCUGACAUUUUCCUUCCGAGUCACCAUGUUCAAAGCAUGAAAUACACAAACUCAUUGCCCACCACUAACUUGUUACCAGUUCUGGGACUGUGUGCUCCCAAUGCUAGUCAAGCGGAGUCGUCAUAUCGGAGCUUGUCAAGAUCAAAUGGCAGACAAAUUAAAUCAGGAACUGGACCAGAGUUUCCCUUCAGUCUAGCUCCUUGCCCCGGGACUUCAAUUGAGAUAGAUUUAAAAAAUCAGGACUCUACCUUAGAAAAAGCAAAAAAACUAGAUGCAUCUGCAGAAAUUUUGCAACAGCGGCUUAAGAACAGCAUCCCAGAUAACUUUUCCCCAUAUGUUUCGUGCCUUCGGGUUGUCCAAGGAAAAGCUUCUGAACGUUUAGAAAGCUCUGGUUCUACUUUCUCUAAUUUUCAAGAAAAGAUGGCAUUGCCAAACUUACCAUUUGAUGAAAAAAUGCUGCCUAGAUUCCCGCUUUCAGCAAAGACUAUGCCAACUCCACAUCUUGACUACUUACCUAGCUUAUCAUUGGGUAGCAAACUUGAAGCUGUUAAUGGCUUUACACAAGACCUCCCAACCAUAUCGUUGCUGCCCAACUUAAAAUUCCCGGCACAAGAUGCAGGAAGAUAUAAUCAGCAAGAGAGGGAGGUGCCUCCCACAUUGGAUCUGGGACAGAUGCCAACAACAUUUUCCUCAUUUCCUGAAAACCAUAGGAAGGUGCUUGAAAACAUAAUGAUGAGGACUGGUUCUGGAUCAAGCAACAACAUGUUUAGAAAGAAAUCAAAAAUAGAAAGCUGGUCUGAAGAUGAACUUGAUUUCCUGUGGAUCGGUGUUCGUAGACAUGGACGGGGCAAUUGGGAGGUCAUGCUUAGAGACCCCAGGUUAAAAUUUUCGAAGUAUAAAACUACGGAAGAUUUGGCAGCAAGGUGGGAGGAGGAACAACUCAAGCUCUUUGAUGGGUCAGCUUUUCCAGUUCCAAAAUCAACCAAGCCAACAAAGUCUACCAAAUCUUCAUUGUUUCCAGGCAUCUCUGAUGGAAUGAUGGCCCGGGCUUUGCAAGGAAGUAGACUUGCUACACCCCCAAAAUUUCAGAGACACCUGACAGACAUGAAAUUGGGUUUUGGUGAUCUUGCAUCCAAUCUGCCACAUUUUGAAACAUGUGAUCCACUUGGUCUGCAAAAUGACCAAUAUGUACCUAUGCCAACUUGGAAUCAUGAAAAAUACGGGGCAAAUCUUCCUGGGGAGUCUUCUGCUGGACCUUGUGAACGACCGGGUUCUUCUUCAAAUGUACCCAUUGACAAGCCAUUUCUGCUGAAUUCUUUUGGAACCAGUUCCUUGGGAUCUUUAGGUUUGAAUUGCUCAAGCAGCUUUGAUGUACAGAGGAAGGAGGAUGAAAAGAUAGCCAGUAAGUAUGGGAAGUUGCCAAGUCUCCUGGAUAGGUCGCUAAAUAUUUUGCGUGAAACCCAUCACAAUUUAGGAGGUGCUGAAUCUGUCAGUUCAGUAUUGCUACCUGAUCCUAAUAAAGGGCUGAGUUUUUCGCAUUUAAAGGGAGAAGCAGCUGGGAGUAGUUCUUCAAGGGACAAGCUACCCCAUUGGCUGCGGGAAGCUGUGAGUGCUCCUGUAAAACCCCCAGAUCCCGACCUGCCACCCACUGUAGCAGCAAUUGCACAUUCAGUUCACUUGCUGUAUGGAGAAGAUAAGCCAACCAUACCUCCGUUUGUGAUCCCGGGUCCACCUCCUCCUGUCCCAAAGGAUCCAAGACGGACUCUAAAGAAGAAAAAGAAACGGAGGUCACAUUUGUCCAGGUGGGUCCCACCCGACAUUGCUGGAAGCAGUCAGGAUUUUCAAAGAAACCUUCAAGGUGACAAUGCUGCUUCGAGCUCAAUUCCACUGUCUCCAGCAUUUGCACUGCAUCCACAAUCAACCCCACUAACUGCAGGGCUUCCACCGAUAGAGUCCGACCUGAAUUUGCCUCCUCUCAAUUUAAAUAUGAUGAACCCUUCAUCCUCCUUAGCACAUUUACACCAGCAGAAGAAGAAAAGCAUGGGAUUGUCCCCCUCCCCUGAAGUGCUUCAGCUGGUAGCAUCAUGCGUUGCUCCAGGCCCACGUAUGGCAUCAGUUUCUGGCAUGACAAGCUCAAGCUACAUUGAAAGCAAACUCUCAGUGUCCAAGUCUGUUGAUCUAGUAGGAUUUCCAGACCCACAAGAUGCGUUUGGAAAAAAGAAGGCUAAGCAGGGAUCCCCUUUAGAUGUGUGGGGUUCAAUUCGGGGGGAGAAAGUAGACCAUCCAGAAAGCGGAGAUUCCAGUAAAACUCAAUCAGAUCCCUCUCGGACUGAACGGCCUGAUGUGGAUGAUGUAUCAUCUGAGGGCACUGUAUCAGAUCAUCCUGUGAGUGACCAUGAAUCAUAGCUAUAAUAUGAGAUCCAAAAGAAAGUUGAACAUAGGUAUUCUUUCAUGCUACUAAAGUUUCAGGCUCUUCACCAAUGUGCACAAAUUUUUGUAGGCAUGAUGAAGUGAGUGAUGAACUAGCACAUAUAGGUUUAUUAGGACAUCUCAUGUAAAGUUUCUGUAAGAGAAAAUGAAAUAUAGUGUUGCUUGCUUUGUAUCGCUUAA
Molecule: messenger RNA, 7916 nt
Organism: Alnus glutinosa
Lineage: Eukaryota; Viridiplantae; Streptophyta; Magnoliopsida; Fagales; Betulaceae
Product: protein CHROMATIN REMODELING 4
Exons: 11
Coding region: 648-7712 (2354 amino acids)
Biological process (GO): negative regulation of transcription by RNA polymerase II; chromatin remodeling
Cellular component (GO): nucleus; chromatin
Molecular function (GO): DNA binding; ATP-dependent chromatin remodeler activity; chromatin binding
Source: RefSeq, a predicted model, not a curated record